Chaetura pelagica (chimney swift) is the source of this 847-nucleotide messenger RNA. RefSeq names its product interferon induced transmembrane protein 10 (gene IFITM10). Lineage: Eukaryota; Metazoa; Chordata; Aves; Apodiformes; Apodidae. The transcript is spliced from 4 exons. Gene Ontology annotation, cellular component: plasma membrane. The record is from RefSeq and is a predicted model, not a curated record.
AUGCAAUUUUUAGUCCUGGCGCUGCAGUACGGAAGCUCCCUCCCCUCCUCCCGCAACUCCAGCGCCGAGGAAGCCGAGCCGGAGGCAGCGCUGAGCCGGAUAUGCAGCGACUCCCUGCAUCCCUCCUUGUGAGUAUCCCUCGCUCCUCCGGAUGCCUUCGGAGGAGACGGAUGGACGGCCACCACGGAGAGGACACAGGACCCCCCCUUGGGCCCACCGUGCCCCUUCGAGGGGGUGGCCUGGACCCCGAGAGCCCCGCAGGGUCCCCCGCAGGGCUGCUUCACCUGCCUCGCCAAGCCCCCAGCCCUCGGGCAAGCCUCGCCCGUCCUGUCCCCUUCCUCCGCCGUCUAUCUCAUGGAGAGCAAGAGCUGCAAAGGGGACAGCCUGCAGCCAGCCGUCCCGUGCAAGCACUCCGUGGAGAAGAAGACCAUGACCAACCCCACCACGGUCAUAGAAAUCUACCCCGACACCACCGAGGUGAAUGACUACUACCUCUGGUCCAUUUUCAACUUCGUAUACCUCAACUUCUGCUGCCUGGGCUUCAUCGCCUUGGCCUAUUCCCUGAAAGUCCGGGAUAAGAAACUCCUCAAUGACUUAAAUGGAGCAGUUGAAGAUGCCAAGACAGCCCGACUUUUUAACAUCACCAGCUCAGCCCUUGCCACCUUCUGUAUCAUCCUUAUCUUCAUCUUCCUGCGAUACCCCCUCACUGACUACUAGAGUGAGGCCAACAGCAGUGGCCGCUGCCAAAAUGCCUCUAUGCCAGAAGUGUCUGCAGUUGUUUCUUGUAGCAAGGACUCAAAAACACCCAACGCUCCACCUUGAUUGCAAAAAAAACCCCAAACAAACA